This is a messenger RNA of Nannospalax galili (Upper Galilee mountains blind mole rat), 8554 nucleotides long. It is a transcript of the gene Galnt15, whose product is annotated as polypeptide N-acetylgalactosaminyltransferase 15. The transcript is spliced from 10 exons. Bases 5003 to 6916 code for a protein of 637 amino acids. The record is from RefSeq and is a predicted model, not a curated record. Lineage: Eukaryota; Metazoa; Chordata; Mammalia; Rodentia; Spalacidae. Gene Ontology annotation, cellular component: Golgi apparatus.
GCCUCUGCCUCCCAAGUGCUGGGAUUAAAGGCGUGUGCCACCAUGCCUGGCCACUAGGCUCUUUUAAUACAGGCAUUUAAAGCUUUAAGUUUCCUUGUAAUUUAUUUUUUAAAUUGUGAUAUGAUUUCUUUUCUGAUCCAUUGAUUACAUAAGUGUGUCUGUUUAAUUCUCACAUGUUCGUGAAUUUUUUAUAUUUUUUCCUGUCAUUGAUUUCUGUUUUUGUUCAUUUUGGCCAAGAAACAUCUUGGUAUAAUUCCUGUCCUUUUACAUUUACUGAGGCUUGUUCAGUUUAGUGUAUGGUCUAUCCUGAGAAUGUUCCAUGCCUACUUGAAAAGAAUUUGUAUUCUGAUGCCAGUGAAUAGAAGACAGCUCUUCGUGAGAUCAGUGUGAUCCAGGGCAGGAGACAGUGGUAGGAAUGGGAGAGGAGUGAGUUGAGAAUGGAAGAAUAGGGUGGAGGAUAGGGCAGGCCAAAAGAAAGCACCCGCUGACACUACUGUAACAGAGGGCCACAGCCUAGGCAGCUUAAACACGUGAUGGCUGGUGGUGGCACUGAAGUCUCAGGUGGUUACAGACUCCUCACCUCAGUCCCUGACUUCAUCUCACAAGACUCUUCUCUGUGUCGUAUCUCUGCCUGAAUCUCCCUUUUAGUAAGGACACCAGUCAUAUUGCAUUAGGAACACCCUCCUGACGUCUCCUGACCAUCCAAAGGAGCCUGUUUCCUGUGAUGCUUCAUUCACAAAUCCAGGGGAGGGACUCUAAGAGGACAAGACUCAAUCCAUCAUAGGCACAAAGAGAGAGGGAAGAGGGGAGAGCAAAUGCCGAGCCUCCCACCUAGAGAUGGAGGGAAAGGGCAUUCCCAGGAUGGAGCCCCAGGCCCUUCUUUCUUGUAGAGCCCAGGCAGGCCUGCCCUGUGGCACUGGGCAAUGAGGAGCCCAAGCAAGUCUCCUAGAAGGUCUCAUUUCUGUGACCGGGAGGAGCAAGUGAUGAAAAAGAUUUUGUGGUGUGUUUUGGGGCUCCAUAGCGUGCUUGGUUUUAUUUCGGGGGGGGCGGGGACAGCAAGGAGAGGAUUGUAGCUAUAAUAGACUGAUCCCAAAGGCAAGUCUGUAAAACAAGGAUGCAUUGCUGAGGUCUGGAAGAUGGAGGGAGGGCCAUGCUGGAGGAGACAGAUAUGCCCAGGCAACAAAGUGACAUCCUGAGAGACAGGUGCUGGACAGGCAGAGCAGACAUGACAGAGCAUUGGCCUUGGCCCUGGGGUUUGGAAAGCUUCUUGUUCCCUCAAAUCUAGGAGAUGUUGACAAGCCUGAGAUCCUAGACCAUGCUAUUCUUUUAACACUGAACAGUGAAGCCUUGGCAGGGCCCUCGGGAGUCCAUCAGAAUGAACUUCACGACAGCUUGGAGGGCUCUGAGCCUGGGAUAGGGUGGCUGAGCCCUGCUGUAGCAAUCAUGCCAACACUGGCUGUUCCAGCCUGAGUCCCUCCGGCAGGGUGAAACAGUACGAGCACUUUUGAGAUGAUUGCCCAUUUUGGAGAACCUGGCCAUCUACCCUGUGAUUAUAGACUAUGUGAAACCAUAUGGAGUUGAUCCAAAUCCCUGAAUGUGAGAAGAUACCCAGACUUCAUCUGACCACAUCAGAAUGUCCAUAGAGUUGUCUCCAAAUACAUUCAACAAAUCUCUAUUGAGUGAUUUUUCUAUCCCAGGUAUAAGUUUAGUCUCUGGAAAACCAGUCAGGAACAACCCAGCUCCUGCCCUUGACUCCCACCUUAUGAAGGUGGGUAAAGAAAUCAGACAUUCAAAAGACCUGAGUAUUUAACUCAUCAGGUAUUGGGAGGAACUUCAGGGACACCCAAAGAAAGAUGGAGGAGGCUGGAAAAUGGUACACUUGGGCAGAGGGGCUUCUGGGGAGCUUCAGUAUAUAAAUAACAGGAAACCCAAAGGUGAAAUUGUGAGCCAUGUGGAUGGACUUCAGGGAAAGAGACCAUGUGACAUUUUGGCCAGGGAGGCAGAUAAAGGCUAAAAGUUAGAAAUUCUGGUAAGUUGGAGGCCAGUAUUGCUGGAGAGGAAUGGGUAAAGGCUCCUGACGAUGGUUAUAGUGUCUGCUGAGUUUGUAGAUUUGAAAUCUUUUACUUCAACAUCUUUGUUAACUUCAAAAUGUCUCAGAAAUUCUGAACUACAUGCCCCAGGGUCCCAGCCUCUUGAACUUGGAAGUCAUACAAACUUCCCUGCCCCACGUGACCCCUAUAUACUCUGAUUUGGGACUUGAAGGCCAAGAUCUAACCACACAUUUUGUAGUCUGGACCCUGGGCCAAUACACAUACACACACACACACACACAGAAGCAACUGAGUCCAAAGGAAAAACAUAUCUCCUUGAAGUUUGAAAGCUCCUAUUCUAAGAUUAAAAUCAAAACAGGAAACAGUAAGCAAGUUCACUGUGGGAAUUUCCCAGUGUCAAUUUUACCCACACUGCUUCUACCAUCACCAAAAGAAACCCAGCUCAUGGUAAAGACUGACUGCCCUUCACCAACCACUGGAGCCAGAAGCCCAGGAUGGCUGAAAGGGCUCGAAUCCUGUGAUGGUUCAUAUUAACUAUCAACUAGACAUAACCUAGAAUCACCAAUCUCAGUGCUUGUCUAUAUCAGGUUUGUCUGUCCAUAACCUAAUCUUGAUUAGGUUAAUUGAUGUUGGAAGACCCAGCUCACUGUGGGUGGUGCCAUUCCCUAGGCAGUGGUCUCUGAACUAAGUGAAGAAAUCCACCUGAGCACAAGCGAGCAUGUAUACAUGCAUUUCUCUUUGCUCCUGAUUGACGUGACUAGCUAUUUGAAGUUCUGCCUUGAUUUCCCCACUAUUAUGAACUGUAAACUAGAAUUGUAAGCUGAAAGAAUGCUUCAGCUGCUUUCCAUCAGGGUAUUGUGUCACAGAAACAGAUAUGAAACUAGAGCAAUCCCCUUCUCUCUGCUGUCUACACAAAACCCUUGGUGACCUCAGGUCUCAGACAGCAAUCACCAUCUAUAUGUGGCUGGGAAGGCAGUUUCAGAGCUGCAGGCCAGGCCUCUCCUCUAACCUCCAGGAAAUGGAGUGCACACAUAUCCUGCGGCCAACACUAUCUCUCCCUGGCUGAUUGCUAAACUCUGCCAGUGUCACAGGUCCCCAAGUGAGGUCUUUGGGGAUACCUCCUUCCACCUGCUCCCUGCCUUCUUCGUCUCAGUUGUUGCAACUUUAGUCUUCCAAGUUUUGAUACUCUUCUCUCUUUCUACCAGGUGUCAAUCCAUCAGUAAGUACAGGUCCUUCCCUAAAACACAUUGGGAGCAGCCCGCUUCCUACCACCUCCACUGGUGUUGCUUUGUUUGUGUCAAGGAUAUUUUGGUUGGUUUUCUGCUUCUGCUCUUUGCUAAGCCCAACCCAACUGCCAGGGGGAUCUGGAUAAAACCCAAGCCAGGGUGGCUCUCCUCUGCCCAGAGGCCUCCAAAGGCUCCCAUCUCAGUCAGAGGUCCUUCCACAGCCUCUAGGAUAUCCUAGGUCAUUCCCCACCCUUAUCCUCUUACUCCCUUAUCUCUUAUAGUGCUCCACCUCCCACGGCUCAACCUCCUAUCGCAUUCUGCCUCCUAUAGUGCUCCACCUUCUAUAGUGCUCCACCUCCCACCCUACCUCACCUCCCAUCACUCUCCCUUUCCCAUUGCACGCCAUCCUGUCACACUCAACCCUGCCUGCUCUAUUCUGCCACGCUGGUCCUUUGCUGCUCUGUAUAUCAGGCCCACUCCCUUCAGACCCUCACAUCUGCUGUUCCUUCUGUGCCGCUGUCUCCCUUAUACUGACACUGCCUUUUCUAGGAAACCUGCAGUCACCAUUCAAUCUCCAGCCCCAGCCUGUGCUCCCCAGCUCCCAUCUCUGCUGCAUUUUCUUCUCUUCAGCCCUGGUCAAUCACUGCAUGUUCUAAUGAAUCACCUCUCUGCCUCCCACAUUAACAUGUAAGCAUCACAGUUUCCUUCCCCAGUCCCCAGGACAGUUUGGCCACACCAUAGCUGCCCAUUACAUGUGUGUGGGCUGGAUGGAGCUCAAGACUGAAGGAGCGUGAAGUGUGCCUCCCCUCCAGCAGACUGGUGCAUAGAAAGGGUCCCAGUGCUUCUCGGGGAGCUAGAAGGUGUUUACAAGGGCAUCCCUUGCCACUCCUUACAGAAGGAAAGUGGUGGUGAGCCCCAGGAAGGAGAGUACAGCACAGCCUGGCAGACUGCUGUGGGCGGCUGAGGGUGCAGAGGCAGCUGGCUCCUGGCAUCUGCGUCACCCUGGCAGCCUGUCUGAACCAGGAGGGAAUUCUCUUUCCUGCUCCUCUGGGUGGAGAGAGGAUGCCUCCUAUGAAUGAGGCUCAAAUCUGAACUCCUGGGAGGUUGCUGUUUUGAACUGGCCCUGGCAGUGACGCUGCAGGGUUGUGCAAAGCCUGGAACAGUGAGGGCAUUAGGACCAAGAACGAGGCGCACACUUGGCUUGGGUGGUGUCUGGCAGAGGGCUCUUGCAAAACUGGAGCUAUGUGUAAAAGGAAAUCAGGCAGUGCCUGCCGGCUUUACAUCUGUUGAUCUGACCUGACUUGAGGCGUCCAAAGAAGGACGGCUGUCAACUCAGCUGGACUGAGCCCCCGGCAGCUUGCCCCAGACAUCACAUAGAACCCAACCAUUCAUGCAGAGGGGGGAAGAACAUGGGACUAAGCACCCGAGCAGGGUGAAAGGGGAUCAAGCAAUGCAACUGGAGUCCCUCUUAGAAGGCAAUUAACAAAUCUACUCAGAGAAGACGUAGGGUAGCCUUGGGCUCCUGGGGCUUACUGGUUCCAAGAAGCAGCAGGUCUUACACACGCUGUUGACAAAUGUCUGAUGGGAUAAAAGGAGCAGGUGACUGGCAGAAAGCCUCCCAGAUGCAAAGAACAACCCAGGUUCCACACAAGCUUGAAAGGACCUGUGGCACCAUGAGGAAACACACUUGAGGAAGACUUGUUGCUUUGGGCAAGAGGCUGCAACAUGUUGCUGAGGAAACGACCCAGGCAUGGACGGUGCAGACUUCAGUUCCUCCUGCUCUUCUUGACUCUGGGAGUUGUCCUGAUGAUGGUGGCCAUGCUGCAUCCUCCGCCGCCCACCCUGCACCAGGCCAUCACAGCACAGGUCAGCAAGCACAGUCCAGACACCGGGUACCGCCUGGACUUUGGAGACUCCCAGGAAUGGGUUCUGGAAGCUGAGGAUGAAGAGUACAGCUUCCUGGAGGGUCUGCCACCCUUCAUCUCCCUGCGGGAGGAUCAACUGUUGGUGGCCAUUACCUCACCCAGGGCCAAGAAGAAUCAGAGCCAGGGCAGGAGAGGGGGCAGCUACCAGCUUAUCAAACAUCUGCACAGGAGGCAAGAUGAAGGCACCCCAGAGAGAGAUUGGGGGAUGGAGGAAGAUGGGGAGGAAUCUGAAGAAGAACUGACCCCACUCAACCUGGACUCACAAGGCCUCCACGAGGUGCUCAGUGCCAGCCUCCCCCUGCAGAGGGCCCUGCCUGAGGUGCGGCACCCACUGUGUCUGGAGCAGCGCCCAGCCCGCAGCCUGCCCACAGCCAGCGUCAUUCUCUCCUUCCAUGAUGAGGCCUGGUCCACGCUCCUGAGAACCGUGCACAGCAUCCUUGACACAGCUCCCAGGCCCUUGCUGCAGGAGAUCAUCCUUGUGGACGACCUCAGCCAGCAAGGACAACUGAAGUCUGCUCUGAGCGAAUAUGUGGCCAGGCUGGAGGCUGUGAAGCUGCUCAGGAGCAACAAGAGGCUGGGCACCAUCGGAGCCCGGAUACUGGGGGCCACCAGGGCCACAGGGGAUGUGCUGGUCUUCAUGGAUGCCCACUGUGAGUGCCACCCCGGUUGGCUGGAGCCGCUUCUCAGCAGAAUAGCUGAUGACAGGAAAUGUGUGGUGUCUCCAGUCAUAGAUGUGAUCGACUGGAAGACAUUCCAGUAUUCCCCAUCCAUGGAGUUGCAGCGAGGGGUGCUGGACUGGAAACUGGAUUUCCGCUGGGAGCCCCUCCCGGAGCAGGAGUGGAAGGCCCUCCCAUCCCCCAUCAGCCCUGUCAGGAGCCCCGUGGUACCCGGAGAGGUGGUGGCCCUGGACAGGCAUUACUUCCAAAACACUGGAGCUUAUGACUCUCUCUUGUCACUUCAGGGUGGCGAAAACCUCGAAUUGUCCUUCAAGGCCUGGCUCUGUGGUGGCUCAGUUGAAAUCCUCCCCUGCUCCCGAGUGGGUCACAUCUACCGAAGCCGAGAUACCAGCUCCCCGACUGACCUGGAGGCUGCCCUACAGAACAAGGUUCGCAUUGCUGAGACUUGGCUGGGCUCCUUCAAAGAAACCUUCUACAGGCACAGCCCAGAGGCCUUUGCCCUGAGCAAGGCUGCGAAGCCAAACUGCACAGAGCGUCUGCAGCUUCAAAGAAGGCUGGGUUGCCGGACAUUCCACUGGUUUCUAGCCAAUGUCUACCCUGAGCUAUAUCCAUCUGCACACAGACCCAGGUUCUCUGGAAAGCUCCACAACACUGGACUUGGCUUCUGUGCAGACUGCCAGACAAAAGGGGCUAUCCUGGGCUGUCCUGUGACAUUGGCUCCUUGCAGUGACAGCCGGCAGCAACAGCACCUGGAGCACACCGGCAGAAAGGCAAUUCACUUUGGCAACCCCCAGCACCUCUGUUUUGAUGUAAGAGGAGAGCAGGUAAUUCUGCAGAACUGCACUGAGGAAGGCCCUGCCAUCCAUCAACAGCACUGGGACUUCCAAGAGGAUGGGAUGAUUGUCCAUGUUCUUUCUGGGAAAUGCAUGGAAGCUGUGGUUCAGCAAAACAAUAAGGACUUGUACUUGCAUCAAUGUGAUGGGAAAGCCAGCCAGAUGUGGCACUUUGACCAGGUCCACUCUGUGGAUGAACGAUGAUAACAGCGACAGAGAGUAAAGAGGAUACUGAACAUCACAGUUCUGCUCCUGUGUCCUCAGUCAGUCCCUUUUGUGUCUGGGCUCCUGGUACAGGAGAGAAGAAAGCUCCAAAUACAUAGACACUCUCUCCAUGUACCUUAUUUCAUUGUUCGCUGGCUGUUUUUACAAAGGAAAAAAAAUAGAGGAUUCAUUGAAUUCAUUACCAGAAAUGAUCAUCAUGAAGUAGGGAAGAUUCUUCUUUUUUCUACUGAGCACCUAACGAUUCCUUUUGUCUCUGACCAUGGGAAAAAGCCUGGGCAUUGACUGACAGCACUUCCAAGAGACUUCAGAUCUGGAGGAUCAAUUUCUCAGACCUCAAAUAGCCUUAACUUGGACAGUUAUGUGGUCGACCAUGAGAGUUUGAGGGAAGUGUAAUGGUCUUGCAAUCCUAAAUGUUGGAUUAAGGUUAUUAGCGUAAAUGUUAUGCUCAUUGGUUGAACCCUAGCUCAGAAGGAAAGGAAGUGGGGUAAGAAACCAGGUAGAGCUGGAUACAAGACAGAGAAGUGCUUUGGCCCAACACUCUAGCUCAGCCUGGCCCACUGAAGAGCCAGCAGACCUGAGUAAGAUGUUUUUAUCUUCAGGACAAUUUUCUUGAAACUGCCUACCUCCAUUCACCCACCCUAGCCCUUCUCUGGCUGGUUAUCCACAAUCAGAUUUCCUUGCAAUAGAUUCCUCUUCUGUUGAUAGUGUGAGAAGGAUCGGGACAUUCUGGUAUCCUCAUGAACAAGUGUUUACAGUUGAUAAACUCUCCUGGUGUCCCAUUGGGGGGGGUAGCAUUGGCUUGAUGAGAAAUAGCAACCUUUAAAAGGGGGCAGUUCUCCUUAGAAGGGAAAUGUCAGGGUUGAAGCCAAAAUAAUUGCUAUAGAAGAGAUUUGGCUGUUAAAUGUCCCUGAGGUCUGACUGGGCCAUCUCUGAACCCAUAGUGACUGUGGAGGGCCCCUAAAUGUGGCUUCAGGUUGAAUGAUUCCACCUCAACCAGAGCAGAAUGAAGGCCAGGCCACAAGGGCUGCUGAGUAAGCUGGUCUUCUGGGUGAAGCUGGCUCUCUAUAUGGUAAGCUUAGAAACUUCCCCUUAAAGAUGCCAGUGUCCUUUGGGCUGUUUCAGGACAUGGUUGUUUCAAUUAAGAAUAGGGGAGGAAGUUUGGUUUUCCAAAGUACCGGUCAUAAUUAUGUGUUCCCUUCUACCUGCCAAGUCAAUGCCCAAGGCAAUUCUCCAGCCUUGGAACCACUCUAGACUCAUGGAUCUGAUAUAAUGGCCACCAACCCAAUAUGACUAUUUUCAUAGAAAUUUGUGCAAUUAGGGAAGUUUGAAAUUUGAAACCAUUCCUCAGUUGUACUGGCCACAUUUCAUGAGUUCAGUAGCCACAUGUGGCUAAUGGCUAAUGUACCUGAAAGCACCAAGGUAGAACAUUCCAUCAUCACAGACAGCUGUACUGGACAUCUAGGGAAGUGGUUUUAGUCACCAUCUUCUUGUUUCAGACCCGUCUAUACUUAAGCACAUUCCUCUAACACCCGAAAGCUGAGAUGGAGCUAAAUGGUCUCAGAGGACAACCUUGUAAAAAGGGUAUUAAUGAUUGAAGAAUAAAAAUUUUAAAAGACC